Acanthoscelides obtectus is the source of this 375-nucleotide messenger RNA. NCBI's taxonomy places the organism in Eukaryota, Metazoa, Arthropoda, Insecta, Coleoptera, Chrysomelidae. The record is from the annotation of a GenBank genome assembly.
AUGGUGCCUAAUUCUUUCAACUUCAGAAAAUCUAAUAUCUCUUUAUUGUAUGAUCAACUAUUCCGCACCAAUUGGAACUUUCUCGAUAGCAUUCAUGAUGUUGAGGAAGCGUGUGAACAAUUUUAUGCUGAAUUGAAUGUAAUUUUUUCUUUUUGUGUCCCAAAGUACUCCACCACCAGAUAUCGUAGACAAUUCCCUCCUUGGCUUAAUGGUACCAUAAUAAAGGAUAUCAGAACUAAGGAGAUAUUGUUUAGGAGGUUAAAGUUAAAUUCUGAUGAAAUGACCUUGCAUGAUUACAAAGCUUUGAGACUCAAAAUUAAAAAGGAUAUCGAUAUUGCUUAUAAAGACUAUGUAAAAAAGCUGAAGAUGAUAUAA